Molecule: messenger RNA, 1104 nt
Organism: Sparassis crispa
Lineage: Eukaryota; Fungi; Basidiomycota; Agaricomycetes; Polyporales; Sparassidaceae
Exons: 1
Coding region: 1-1104 (367 amino acids)
Source: RefSeq, a predicted model, not a curated record
AUGAGCUCCAGUUCGCAGGCAGGCCCGCUACCGCCCAAGAGGGGCGAAAUUGGGUACCAGGAGGAUGUCCAUGGCCCCUCGCAGCAAGCCUCGACGAGCAGAGAUGCACUCCAGUCUUUGCCCACAUUGCCUGAGAGGCACCCGGCAGACAGACCGUACGCUGGCAGCCCUGCGAGGACUCCCUCCAGUGCUUCGUCCACUUCCAAUUUGAACGAACGCCCGCCAUCACCUUCUAGUUCGGAGUCUGCCGCGGUCUCUACAGGCAAGCAUAGCUUCAUUUCAUUCCUUGCGCCCAAGAACGUCCCCACGUUCGGCGGGCUGCGUUCAACGACGCUCGCGAAGUUUGUGCUGCAGCUCGCGCUCAUCGCGGGCACGAUCGUCGCCUGGGUGCUCAUCGUCCGGCACAUGGACUCUGGCGCCUCCUCCACCCCCGCGGAGAAGUUCAACGACAACAAGGGCGCUCCCGCAGCGUUCAACUCCUCCUCCGCAUCCGUCUUCGUAGACGUCGCCUUCAUCUUCGCCGUUCUCCUGCAGUUCAUCUUCUCCGAGCGCACGAUUUUCCGUCUGCGCGCGGAACGCUACUGCCAUGUACACCCCGGCGAGGUCCUCCCAACCGCGAUCGUUCGCCGCCAUGCCCAGGGCCGUUUCGGCGUAGCAUUUAUACCUUGGAACCGCGUGUCUCUACCUACAUACGCCUCCGCGCUCGCCCAGACCGGAGCGCGCACGGGCGACGUCGAGGACAGCGCCAUCGCGGUGCCGCCCCCACCCGCGUAUGGGAACGACAACGACAGCACGUUGAUACUCUCUGGGUCGAGGACCGCUGGGUCGGCUGCUACGCAGAGGAUGAGCCAGGUCGUGGAGUCCCCGCAGGUGCAGGAGACUCGGGAGGUUCAUACGGACGGGAACAGGCUCGUGAGCCAGGUCAUGAUGUCACCACAGGGGCAGGAGACUCGGGAGGUUCGUGCGGACAGGGACAGGCCUGUGAGCUAUAUGAGCCAUGAUCCAGUUUGGGAAGAGGUAUUAGAUGCGGACAGGGCGAGGCGCCUGGAGGACGUCCUCCAACAGAUAGAGGAGGGCGAUGUGACCGAUGCAGCACGUCCGUAG